AUGCCGAGAGAAGUUAUUACGAUUCAGUGCGGCCAGUGUGGAAACCAGAUAGGCGAGGUCUUCUGGAAUAGGUUGUGCACUGAACACGGCAUAAAUCCCGACGGGACUCUCAGGCCAGAGGCGUACACCUUCAAUGACAGGAAGGAUGUCUUUUUCUAUCAGUCUGAUGACGAGCACUACGUUCCCCGGGCCAUCCUACUAGAUACAGAGCCAGGCGUGAUCAGUCACAUUCGUAACGGGCCUAUCAAAGAGUUGAUCAACCCUGAGAACGUUUACAUUGAUUCUACGGGUGGGGGAGCUGGCAACAUAUGGACGAAGGGGUUCCAGUGUGGAGAAGCUGGCUUUGAGAAAAUAGUUGAAAUUAUUGAUAGAGAAGCAGACGGAGCGGACUCAUUGGCCGGCUUUUCUCUAACCCACAGUAUCGCCGGUGGCACAGGGUCUGGUAUGGGCAGCUUCUUGCUUGACAGACUUUCUGAUCGGUAUCCCAAGGCGCUGCUGCAGACCUAUAGUGUCUUCCCCAACACUACGGCAGAUAUCAUUGUGCAGCCUUACAAUAGCAUACUAACUCUUCAGCGCCUGGCACUGUGCGCGGAUGCAGUUGUUGUUCUGGACAAUACCGCACUCGAUCGGAUAAUUACUAAUCAUAUACCCAAUGAGCUACUUACCAAUCCGUUUGAACACGUCAACUCCUUGGUUAGCACCGUUAUGGCAGCCAGCACCAGCACCUUGAGACUUCCUGGGUUUAUGUCCAACGACCUGCUUAGCCUGGUGUCCAGCCUGGUGCCCACUCCCCGCCUUCACUUCUUGAUGAGUUCAUAUACACCCAUAACUUCAUCAAGCUUGAAUGUAAAAGAACACACGAAGGACCAGGAGGCAGGGUCAGGAGCGGUAGCAGGGGCCGCAGCUGGCGCCACCCGCAGGCAGGUCCACACAGAUUCUAUCGUUCAGCUGGUUAAACGCCUUCUCCACCCAACAAAUGGGAUGGUGAGCUGUGGCCGAGAUGGAAAGUACAUCUCUCUACUGAACAUUGUACAGGGUGAAGCCGAAAGCAAUCAGCUUUAUAAGUCACUUCAGCAGAUUAAGGAGGGCAGGGAUGUUAAGUUUAUUGACUGGGGCCCAAGUAACAUGCAGAUGGCCUUAUCCAAGCGUUCUCCAUUUACUAACGAAGCACAUAAGGUGUCCGGUCUUAUGCUGGCCAAUCACACAGCUAUCCGUAAAAUCUUUGACAAUAUCAACAAUACAUUUACACAAUUGUUCAGUAAGAGGGCCUAUCUGCAAAACUACAUCGACAGCAUGGUAACCGGAGGAGAGCCUGAAAUUUUAGAGCAGUUCACGGAUGCACAAGCUGUAUGUACAUCUCUAAGUAAGGAGUAUGAGGCUGCAGAAAGCAAGGACUACCUUGAGUAUAUCGGGAUGUAG
Messenger RNA from Giardia duodenalis, 1419 nucleotides. Its product is annotated as Gamma-tubulin. Gene Ontology annotation, biological process: mitotic sister chromatid segregation; meiotic spindle organization; microtubule nucleation. The record is from RefSeq and is a predicted model, not a curated record. The transcript has a single exon. The coding region runs from base 1 to 1419 and encodes 472 amino acids. Gene Ontology annotation, molecular function: structural constituent of cytoskeleton; GTP binding. Gene Ontology annotation, cellular component: gamma-tubulin complex; cytoplasm; microtubule. Lineage: Eukaryota; Fornicata; Diplomonadida; Hexamitidae.